Molecule: messenger RNA, 2229 nt
Organism: Oppiella nova
Lineage: Eukaryota; Metazoa; Arthropoda; Arachnida; Sarcoptiformes; Oppiidae
Source: the annotation of a GenBank genome assembly
CAGUGCUCUUACAGCUCCUGUAUGUGUGAACUCAGACUCUCUGUACUCCGACUCCAAACCAAUUGAGAGAAGAGUUUUUGAAAUAAGAAAUCGAUUUUUCAAUUCAUUUCAGUCCUUAAGAUACCAGUGAUUGAGUGGAUGCUGAGGACAGACAUCUUAACACAUAUGCCAUCCCUGUGUUGAGCGAAGAGUUUGCAGAGAUAGACGACUGACAGACAAUGACUUCUUCGGUGGUCCUACAGCUGAGUCCGAGUGGUGGCCAUCACUCGGAGACCAUCGAUGAUAACCUCAAUAACAACAACUCCAUUGGUUUCCAUCCGAUGGUCAUCAACGGCAAGAAGUGUCGCUUCCAUCUCAACACCACAUCCCAGUCCAUCAUUUGGGAACAGGAGUUGACCAACACUUACAACAACACACGGACUACCAUUCCCAUAUCGCAAGUGAUAUCUGUGAGGACAUGCUUUUGCGCCAAACCUCAGACAAAGAAAUUGUUCUGCGAUUGUGUCCUAAACGACGACCUCAUCGACGACCAGAAUAUCGAUGACCAGAAGGUGACACUCGUUAGGCUGUAUUACGCCAUAGCUGUUGGCAGACACGGAUGGAAAGUGGAGUUCCUGUCGCUCCAGACUGACACUAAUGCUCACGGGGACAGUGCCCUGUUCAAUUAUAUUAGACGCAUUCGUGAUAUUAUAGAUGGCUAUAAAAGACCGAAACGUCUAUUGGUUUUCGUGAACCCAUUCGGUGGUCACCGGAAGGCCCGUAAGAUAUAUGAGAACCGAGUGCUACCGGUGUUGAAGUUGGCGUCCAUUGACGUGGACUGCAUUGUGACCGAACGGGCCAAUCACGCCCGAGACAUCCUACUGGACCCCACUGUGCGGGUCACCUCAUACGACGGAGUGGUGUGCGUGGGAGGGGACGGUAUGUUUGCCGAACUACUAAACGGCGUACUCAUACGUACCCAACGGGACAAUGGGAUCAACUGGUCGUCGAUCGACAGUACCCUAAAACCCCCCAAAAUCCCGUUUGGAGUCAUACCCGCCGGCUCUACGGACGCCGUGGCCUACGCCACCACUGGAGUCAACUGUCCCGUCACCUCUACGGUGGCCAUUGUGUUGGGCCGUCGACUCAAUAUAGACGUCAGUGCUGUCCACCACAGGGGCGAAGACAAACUGAUCCGAUACUCGACUUCAUUCCUGGGUUACGGCUAUUUCGGUGACACUAUUGCCGAUAGUGAGGCCAACAGAUGGAUGGGUCCCAAGAGGUACGACUGGGCGGGCGUUAAGAAGUUUAUUAGUGUAGCUGAGAUAAGGCCUCUUUACUGUGAACAGUGCGCUAAAGCGGCCCUUAAGGUCAGGGAUCAGCUCAAUGAGGACGACGCCCCCGCCUGUAUAUCAAUUAGAGGCAAAUUCCUGGCGAUAAAUGCGGCGACACUGACAUGUAGGUGUCGUAUGACUAAGAAUGGAAUCUCUCCCGGUGCCCAUUUGGGUAACGGGUGCACCGAUCUGAUCCUCGUGUCCCAGUGCUCUCGACUCGAUUAUCUCAAAUACCUGCUCCGCACUGCCCUUUCAUCCAAAAGUCCGUUUGAUCUGAACUUCGUGGACGUCUAUCGUGUCCGUGAGUUUGAGUUCAACCCAAUCGUUGGGCCCAACAAUCGCCACAACACUGCGCCCACCCGUCAGCCCCUGUCUGCGAGUGUGUGGAACUGCGACGGAGAGGUCGUGGACGAGGCGGCCAUACAUGUCAAAGUGCACUGUCAGCUCAUAUCGCUGUUUGCCACCGGCAUCGAGAGUCAGAGAUAAUCAACUGGACGCCGACACAGCUCCAGAUGUCACCACCGGAACCGAUGAACAAACUUUUCAACUCUUAAUUCAGUUUUUUAAUUGCAAUACGUUUUACACUUGUUUUGCAUUUUAUGCCACCCAUUCCUACCCCACCCCCUAUUUGUUGAUAAUUAUAUUAUUUGUUAGUACAGACACUGUUGUUGAGAUGCAGGCGCUACGCAUAGGCACCUGACCUACAAUCGGACAUAUCGUUACCGAGAAAUAAUGAUAUUUUGUAUCAAACUUUUUAAUUAUUUUAUUUGUUUUUUAUAAUUUCAUUAUAAUAUCCAACACUUCAUUUUAAACACACAUAUAUUGCUCAACAGUUUUGGCGUUUAAAACAAAUUACAACACAUUUGUACCGAAAUAUAAAAUAUAUUUAAUUAUAAAAUACAAAAACAAAAGCUCG